GCCCAGUCCAACUUUUCCAAAAGCCCACCAAACUAAAUUUAAAAGCCGGAAAUUUUACAGUCACUGUCUCACUCCCAUACCCUGUUUCUCAUUUCAUCACUCCGGCAGUCGGGAAAACUCUGUUUUCUUUGCUCAGGAAAUGACGAUGCGGUGGAGGAUCAUGUUGGAAGAAAGGCUGAACGGCGAUUUGGCACCGGAAACCUCCGCCGCCGCGGCGGCAAUGUCACAGCCUUCGGAAACUGCUGCAGGUGGGUAUUAUUCCCACAGGUCAAUAGAAACGCUGGUGGUGGUGCUGGCGGUGAUCACCAUCGUCGCGGUGUUCGCCGGAAUGGUGGCCCGGCUUUGCGGGGGAAGGCACUUGAGCAGCCGCGAGCAUGAUGUUGAAGGAUGGGUCGAGAGGAAGUGCCGGAGCUGCAUCGACGGCGGGGUUGCUGCCGUCCCUCCUCCGCCUCCACCUCCGCCGGCGGCGCCGGAGGAAGCAGCGAAACCGGCGGCAGGGGAAGAGGCAAAGAAGUGAGGAAACUGCAAGCUACUGCUACUAAUUUUUGGGCUUUGGAGUCGAUGUAUAUCAGCGAACUUGAUUCUUUGUGUAAUUUGCUAGGCAAUUGGUUGCAGAGGUUGAAUGUAUAAUAUUUUAUCUCAGAAACAGAAAUCCGCCGGCGGCGACGAGCACAGCAACAACUUGACUCUCGUUGUGCGGUUCAGUUACUUCAAAAUACUAACUCGGGUGUUCAUCGACAUUAGAAGAUACUCUGUAUUUAAUUUUCCUCGAUUAUGUAUGCAUAGAGCAACACUGCGAAAAUCCGUUCAUCUGAUUCUGAACAGCAAAUCAGGGGAAAGGAGAAAUGAAGAAAUUAAUGAAGG
Molecule: messenger RNA, 864 nt
Organism: Linum trigynum
Lineage: Eukaryota; Viridiplantae; Streptophyta; Magnoliopsida; Malpighiales; Linaceae
Source: the annotation of a GenBank genome assembly